ACUAAGGUUGAUAAAAAUUUCAGGACUGAAAAUUAUGAAGAAGAGAUUGAAAUAUUCACUACAAUCAUGCAAGAGAAGAUAUCAAGUUUCAAUGCAAAUUUAGCUAUAAAAUUAACACCCACAGAAACAAACAAAAAUAAUGCUGAAGAAACUACUGAAAAGAAAGAGUCCUCAAAGUCUGAACGUUUCUCCAGCGAUCUGAAAUUUUCAUAUUUCAAAAAUGAAACUUAUAAACGAUUGUGGUCAUAUUCUUCAAGUAAGGGAAAACAGUUUCUGUAUGUGAAAGGAGUUGUUCAGCUGGGAAAAUUUUUGAUGAGAAAUCGCAAUGUUGUGUUGACACAAACUUUCCUGGAUGAUAUAGAAGCUCUGCCAACCACCUAUGCAAAGGGAGAAUACUUCGGGUUUCUGGAAACUUAUGGAACCCACUAUAGUAGCUCAGGGGCUGUUGGAGGACUCUAUGAACUAGUGUAUGUUUUGGAUAAAGCCUCCAUGAAAGAGAAAGGUAUUGAAGUAAGUGAUAUAAAAAGAUGUCUUGGGUACAGUCUGGAUGUAUCUCUCAGUAUUCCUGGAGUCUCUGAUGGCCUUGAAGUCAAAGGAGCAGUUAACAAGAAUGAUUGUGUGAAGAGGGGUGAGGGUAGAAUCGUAAAUAUCACCCGUGAGAACUUCAUUGAUGAUGUGAUUUCCCUCAUAAGAGGAGGAACCGGAAAAUACGCAUUCGAACUGAAGCAAAAGCUUCUCAAAGGAGCCAAGGUCAUUGACGUGACUGACUUUGUAAACUGGGCCUCUUCCUUAAGUGAUGCUCCCGUGCUCAUCAGUCAAAAACUAUCUCCUAUAUAUAAUCUGGUUCCUGUGAAUAUAAAAGAUGCACAUAUGAAGAAACAAAAUUUGGAAAGAGCCAUUGGAGACUAUGUUGAUGAAUUCAGUCCAACAAAAUGCUCCCCAUGCCAAAAUGGAGGCACUGUGAUCCUGCUAGACGGAGAGUGCGUGUGUUCCUGCCCACCCGCCUUCAAGGGGCUUGCCUGUGAAAUCAAGAAGCAUCAACUGUCUUAA
Messenger RNA from Dipodomys ordii (Ord's kangaroo rat), 1050 nucleotides. It is a transcript of the gene C9, whose product is annotated as complement component 9. NCBI's taxonomy places the organism in Eukaryota, Metazoa, Chordata, Mammalia, Rodentia, Heteromyidae. The record is from RefSeq and is a predicted model, not a curated record. The transcript is spliced from 5 exons. Gene Ontology annotation, biological process: immune response. The annotation marks the transcript as partial. Gene Ontology annotation, cellular component: membrane attack complex.